GGUCCCAGAUGUGACUCACUCUCAUUAGGUAGCUGGUGGAAGAAACCUUCACAUGUGUGAGCCUGGACGCUGGCCGAGGAGGGGCAGGCGACGGCCCCCUCUAAGCCGGCUGCCGCGGGGCCCUGGAGGAGAGCCAGAGCUGAAGAUCCUGCGUGUCUGUUCAGUCCGGCCCUGAUGCAAAGGAAGAUGCUGGCGGUGCAGUGAGCAAGGCCUGGCAGCUGGAGCAGGGCAGGCCCCGUGGGCCCAUGGAGCUGCAGGCCUGGGGGGCACCUCUCCGGCCCCGCCUGCCAGGCUCAGAGAGGCCAGAGGCCUAGGCACACAGGGGCGGGGGUCUGCAGACAGAUGCUCGCCAGGCCGGGGGGCUUCCCGAGUGGACUGCUGGGCGGGAGUGCUGAGGGUGGAGGAUGCCGGCCAAGGGGCGCUACUUCCUCAACGAGGGCGAGGAGGGCCCUGACCAGGAUGCACUCUACGAGAAGUACCGCCUCACCAGCCAGCACGGGCCGCUGCUUCUCACGCUGCUGUUGGUGGCCAUCACUGCCUGCACCGCCCUCAUCGUCUUGGCCUUCAGCUACGGGGAGCCCUCCAGACACCAGGCUGUCCUGGGGACAGCGUUCGUGACACUUGCCGUGUUCGUGGCUCUCUACGUACUGGUGUAUGUUGAAUGCCUCGUCCGGCAGUGGCUGAGGGCCUCGGCGCUGCUCAUCUGGGCCUGUCUUGUGACCCUGGGCUACGUGCUGGUGUUUGACUCAUGGACGAAGGAGGCCUGUGCCUGGGAGCAGGUGCCCUUCUUCCUGUUCGUGGUCUUCGUGGUGUACACGCUGCUGCCCUUCAGCACGAAGGGGGCUGUCGUGGCCGGGCUCGUCUCCAGCAUCUCCCACCUCCUGGUGCUCGGUGCACUGACGGGGGCCUUCACCAGGCCCAGCAUCCGGGUGGGGCUGCAGCUGCUGGCCAAUGCUGUGGUCUUCCUGUGUGGGAACCUCACGGGCGCCUUCCACAAGCACCAGAUGCAGGACGCCUCCCGCGACCUCUUCACCUACACUGUGAAGUGCAUCCAGAUCCGCCGUAAGCUGCGCAUCGAGAAGCGCCAGCAGGAGAACCUGCUGCUGUCCGUGCUGCCGGCCCACAUCUCCAUGGGCAUGAAGCUGGCCAUCAUCGAGCGGCUCAAGGAGCGCGGAGACCGCCGCUACCUGCCCGAUAACAACUUCCACAGCCUCUACGUCAAGCGGCACCAGAACGUCAGCAUCCUCUACGCUGACAUCGUGGGCUUUACGCAGCUGGCCAGCGACUGCUCCCCUAAGGAGCUGGUGGUGGUGCUGAAUGAGCUCUUCGGCAAGUUUGACCAGAUCGCCAAGGCCAAUGAGUGCAUGCGGAUCAAGAUCCUGGGCGACUGCUACUACUGCGUGUCGGGCUUGCCCGUGUCCCUGCCCACCCAUGCCCGCAACUGCGUGAAGAUGGGGCUGGACAUGUGUGAGGCCAUUAAGCAGGUGCGGGAGGCCACAGGCGUGGACAUCAGCAUGCGCGUGGGCAUACACUCGGGGAACGUGCUGUGCGGUGUCAUCGGGCUGCGCAAGUGGCAGUACGACGUGUGGUCCCACGACGUGUCCCUGGCCAACAGGAUGGAGGCGGCUGGCGUCCCUGGCCGGGUGCAUAUCACAGAGGCGACGCUGAACCACCUGGACAAGGCGUAUGAGGUGGAGGAUGGGCACGGGCAGCAGCGGGACCCCUACCUGAAAGAGAUGAACAUUCGCACCUACCUGGUCAUCGACCCCCGGAGCCAGCAGCCACCCCAGCCCAGCCAACACCUCCCCAGGAGCAAGGGGGACUCGACCCUGAAGAUGCGGGCAUCCGUGCGCAUGACCCGAUACCUGGAGUCCUGGGGGGCAGCGCGGCCCUUCGCUCACCUCAACCAGCGGGAAAGUGUGAGCAGCAACGAGACGCCUGUCCUCAAUGGGCGGAGGCCUAAGGCCAUUCCCUUGAGACGCCACUGGACCCCUGACAGAAGUGCCUCCCUCAAGGGGCGGUCGGAGGAUGACUCGUCCGAUGAUGAGAUGUUGUCGGCCAUCGAGGGGCUCAGUUCCACGAGGCCCUGCUGCGCCAAGUCUGAUGACUUCUCCACCUUUGGGUCCAUCUUCCUGGAGAAGGGCUUUGAGCGAGAGUACCGCCUGGCGCCCAUCCCCCGGGCCCGCUACUACUUCGCUUGUGCCGGCCUGGUCUUCGUCUGCAUCCUGCUCAUCCAUGUCCUGCUGAUGCCCAGGAUGGCGGCUCUGGGCGUGUCCUUUGGGGUGGUGGCCUGCCUGAUGGGGCUGGUGCUGGGCUUGUGCUUUGCUGAUGGGUUCUUGAGGUGCUGCCCGGCCCGGGGGACGCUCCGAGCCAUCUCCGAGAGUGUGGAGACGCAGCCCCUGCUGCGGGUGUCCCUGGCCGUCCUGACCAUCGGCAGCCUGCUCGCCAUCGCUGUUGUCAACCUGCCGCUGAUGCCUUUCCCAGCCCCGGGGCUGCUUGCCGGGAAUGAGACGGGCCUGAGGACUGUGAGCAGCCGGGAGAGGAUCCUGUGUCAGCUCCUCCCGUACUACACCUGCAGCUGCAUCCUGGCCUUCAUUGCUUGCUCUGUCUUCCUGAGGAUGAGCCUGGAGCUGAAGGUCGUGCUGUUGACAGUGGCCUUGGUGGCCUACCUGGUGCUCUUCAACAUCUCCCCAUGCUGGCAGUGGGACUGCUGUGCCCAUAGCCUGGGCAACCUCACCAAGACCAAUGGCACCUUCAGCAGCUCCCCAUCCUGCUCAUGGGAUCUGAAGACAAUGAUCAAUUUCUACCUGGUCCUGUUUUACGCCACCCUCAUCAUGCUCUCCAGACAGAUCGACUAUUACUGCCGCUUGGAUUGUCUGUGGAAGAAGAAGUUCAAGAAGGAACACGAGGAGUUUGAAACCAUGGAGAACGUGAACCGCCUUCUUCUAGAGAAUGUCCUGCCAGCCCACGUGGCCGCCCACUUCAUUGGUGAUAAGUUAAACGAGGACUGGUACCAUCAGUCCUACGACUGCGUGUGCGUCAUGUUCGCCUCCGUGCCGGACUUUAAAGUGUUCUACACGGAGUGCGACGUCAACAAGGAAGGGCUGGAGUGCUUGCGCCUGCUGAACGAGAUCAUCGCCGACUUUGACGAGCUUCUGUUAAAGCCCAAGUUCAGUGGCGUGGAGAAGAUCAAGACCAUCGGCAGCACGUACAUGGCAGCUGCAGGGCUCAGCAUCCCCUCAGGGCACGAGAACCAGGACCUGGAGCGGCAGCAUGCCCACAUCGGCAUCAUGGUGGAGUUCAGCACUGCCUUGAUGAGCAAGCUGGAUGGCAUCAACCGGCACUCCUUCAACUCCUUCCGCCUCCGAGUGGGCAUAAACCACGGGCCUGUGAUUGCUGGAGUGAUUGGGGCACGGAAACCUCAGUACGACAUCUGGGGGAACACAGUCAAUGUUGCCAGUCGAAUGGAGAGCACUGGGGAGCUCGGGAAAAUCCAGGUUACAGAAGAGACGUGUACCAUCCUCCAGGGACUAGGCUAUUCUUGCGAAUGCCGAGGACUGAUUAACGUCAAAGGCAAAGGCGAACUGAGGACUUACUUUGUCUGCACGGAUACGGCCAAGUGUCAAGGGUUGGGGAUGAACUGAGGGUCUUUUGGUAACAUGCUGGAAGCCCAUUUCCUUCCCUGAAACUAGCCAGAGACAGGACGGCUCAGCCCCCCUCCAGUCACAGGGGCAGUCCCAGGCCCUGGCCAUCACUACCCCGGCAGGUGGCUGUGCGUGGCUUCCUCGGACUUGCACUGGAGGAAAUCUUGGAACCUGUGCCAGAUGCUGGCUUGAGGUGACCGCCAAGCUGCACCACACACAGGCAGCCAGAACCCUGUGCUGUCGGCGCCUGCACAGCUCCAACACAGCGGGGAAAGGCUCAUUUGUGAGUUUUAGCCUCUCGUUCCUCCAGGUGCUAUGGGGGAGACCUUAGACAAUGACCCAGAGAUGCCGCCACCCACAUUCACUCGCCCCCCCUCUCCCCCCAUCACCUGUGAGCUGCACAGGGGAGAUGCCUCUUUUCUGGUCCAGGACAUGGUGGGCCUGGAACAUACACACAACACGACCCCUUUCUCCCUAGCAGACCAGCUAUAAGAUUCCACAUUUCUCAUACAGGCAAACAGAGUUGAAACGGUGUUUUAAAUCUAUAAAUGGUUCUCAACAAUAGGGAGAAAACCCUGUAACAGACACUUCUUACUUCCCGUCACCUUUGGCAUGUGUUGUUUUAAAUGGAGGUAUUAUCCUUUUUAAUGACUUCUGAGAUGCCAGACACACUCUCCUCCCUCCAGUGUGAGCUUAUGGGAUGAGCUCAAGCAUGGGAUGGAGCUGAGGCGCUCCAUCCCACCAGGAAGGCUGGGGCAGCACAGCCUUGGCUCGGAAUCGGACAACUCUGAAGCUGGCGUUUUGAGGUCAGGUUCAAUAAGCAGAGCCCAGGAGGAAAGGUAUACGCUCCCAGCCCUUUCCCGACUCCUCAUGAGUUUUUGAGUGCCCUCUGCAACCUCCGACUCUGUCUUGGCUUUGCACUGGAAAGGAAUGGAGUCUGGGUCGAGGACUUGGACAACCUGUGGUUCUCUCCUUCAGUCCUCAGGGCUGGCUGGGAAAAGCUUCCAGGCAUAGAGGAUCUACGUGUAGAGGGUCCCGUAUCUGGGGAGCCCAGCCCUCGCACAAGUGCUGGGAUGUUCUUGUUCUGAAUUGAAUUAAUCCAGGCGGGUCAAAGAGCCGGGUCUGCGAGGUGGGGUCUCAGAGCGCUUCAGCUCCAAGCGUCAAAAGAAGUCAACCUGGUGCCAGGUGAGGAGUAGCCAAACUGCCCAUUCCCUUCUCCAAACGGACAUCACUGCCUCGGACCCAGCGCGGUGCAUCCCCGGGAUUUGGAAUAUAUAGCUGAAUCUCACUACACAGCAGGGUUUCUUAGCCAGAAGUCAUCCACGAAUUCCUCUGAAAUUAUAUGGAAAUUCUUGCAUAUGUGAGACUUCAAAAGAUGACCCCAAGCUGCAGCCGGGUCUGCCCAGGAUGGAAGGCUCUGGACUGAGGCCCGCCCCAGGCACGGAAAAGGGAGGACUAGCGGCAGCUCUGAGGCGCUGCAUGAAACUGAAAUAGGUAUGAAUAAAUCACGAGAACUUGUCCUAAAGAAAUUUUAGGGUGAAAAAUGCUGGUAAGGGAAAUAAGCCUUAAACUGCCUUUUCACACCCAGACUCUUCAUGUAAAGUGCUGGUUUCAGGUGAGUACUACGCUGAACUCUAUAGCGUUAAAGCCAGCAGUGACCAGGGCUGUUCGGCAGGGCUCUCCUGGAGAGUCAGGAAGGUUCUGUCGAUGAUACGGUGUAGAUACACAUCAGUGAGCUGGCCUCUCUGGGGUGGAGAGAUUUAUACUCCCAUAAUAUGCAAAUUAUUUUGUUUCAAGAGUUAUCCCAGUUGGGAGUUUAAAAAAUAAUUGGUAAUCAUUCAUGUUAUUUUUAUUUUUAAUUAAAGCACUGUAUUCAGGUAAAAAUAUUACGUUUCGGGCUUCUGAUGUUCAGAUUAUAGUGUGCAACUGACCGUAAAAAUCACUUAUUUUUUAUAAAUCUGUUUGCCAAUCACCAGGUCAUUUCUCCACAACUGUCAUUUUGCUCUACGACAGGACAAGCAUCUUUUCUAACAGUGACCUUCUCUAUGGGUGAGGGACUGGCUUCAGGUUUCUACUAAGGGGGCCUCCCUGACACUAGUGAAAAUCACACCUGAAGGUUUCUGGUGUACUUAUCAAGAAAAUUUCCUAACAAAAAAGAUUAUUAACCACUGUAUAAAUUGUGUAUAUGUACAGAAAUAUGCUUUGAGAAAGUACAUGCAAUUGACUAGGGGUUAUUCUACAUACUGAAUAUUUAUAGAUCUGUAACAUUUGUUUCGAAAUGUUAUUAUUCCAUUUUAUAAAGUACCAGAGUUUCUACUUUGUUUAGCUUUUCAUAUAUUAAAUUAGCAAUCUGAAAAACCUG
Messenger RNA from Phacochoerus africanus (Common warthog), 6006 nucleotides. It is a transcript of the gene ADCY7, whose product is annotated as adenylate cyclase 7. Gene Ontology annotation, molecular function: adenylate cyclase activity. Gene Ontology annotation, biological process: adenylate cyclase-activating G protein-coupled receptor signaling pathway; adenylate cyclase-inhibiting G protein-coupled receptor signaling pathway; intracellular signal transduction. The record is from RefSeq and is a predicted model, not a curated record. The transcript has 26 exons. Lineage: Eukaryota; Metazoa; Chordata; Mammalia; Artiodactyla; Suidae. Gene Ontology annotation, cellular component: plasma membrane. The coding region runs from base 405 to 3644 and encodes 1079 amino acids.